This is a messenger RNA of Paramacrobiotus metropolitanus, 3766 nucleotides long. Its product is annotated as atrial natriuretic peptide receptor 1-like. The transcript has 20 exons. Gene Ontology annotation, biological process: receptor guanylyl cyclase signaling pathway; protein phosphorylation; intracellular signal transduction. Lineage: Eukaryota; Metazoa; Tardigrada; Eutardigrada; Parachela; Macrobiotidae. The record is from RefSeq and is a predicted model, not a curated record. Gene Ontology annotation, molecular function: guanylate cyclase activity; peptide receptor activity; protein kinase activity. The coding region runs from base 203 to 3766 and encodes 1187 amino acids. Gene Ontology annotation, cellular component: membrane.
ACCAAUGCAUUUUAUUCAAAAUCUACGGAAUAUCGACGUUUCGUCAUGUGAUUAUUAUUCUCCUGCCAACUGCAUUAAAAACUUUUGAAAUUUGUCGAACGCAAGCAGUUCCACUGGAUAUUUACUUAUUUAUUCUGGAUGAAAAUUUCUUUUCUUGAUUGUACGAGAAUUAAUUUUUUGAUUGUUAGUUAACCCUCAACAAAUGCACAAAGUGUUGGUCCGCUUUUUGGUGCUCCUCGGUCUGCAGAUAUUUUCUACUUCAUGUGCUACGACACGUUUCGUGGCGAAGACGCUGGUAACGCGCUCCACCGCCGUCCAGUUAGCCAGCAGUUCUUCCCGACCCGCGAUAAUAAACCUGACACGUUCAACCGCCGCUGUAACUACCGAUGCCACCCGACCCACCACGAUGAACCUGACCCGUGCUGUCAACGCGACGACCACCCCUACCCCGGACCCCGUCACCACGACGGUGUACUCCACGACCUACCCCACGACGUACCCCACCGAUCCACCGCGGAUCAAUCCUAAGGAUAAGACGAUCCGGUUGUGCGUCAUGGUGGAGAAGGAUCCAUCGUUGUACUAUGAUUAUUCGCGCGCCGCAGCGGCCAUCGAUAUGGGCAUCGAGUGGGCCAAUCAGAAGAUGCUGACCGACGGACGCCAGAUUGUCAAGCUGUUCAUUGAUGUCGGCGGGUCGUGUGUCUUCAAGAAUGAUGCCGUAAUUUUUCAGGCAUUGCGGUUGCGCGACCAAGGCAUCGUGUGCCACGCCUUCCUCGGUCCCGGGUGCGGGUACAACGCCGACGCCCUGUACAACCUGAUAGAAUACACCCAGACCCCGAUCCUCGGAUGUCCGGCCGCCGGUUCCACCCUGCUGGCCGACCGUUCCGAUUAUCCACUGCUGACCCGCGUCAGCUUCUCCCAUCGGGACGCGGUGAACUUUAUGCUACGUUUCUGCGCCGCUAACGACUACACGCACGUGGUGGUGAUUGUCGACGUGACCACGACGUUCUACCAGCAGCUGGGCACGGUGUUCCAGAGUGAACUGAAACGGCGCCGGGAAUUGACGGGAUUCUCCAUGCGGUUUAUUAAGAAUGAUAAAGCCAACCGGACGGAUUUCGAGAAGAUUCUGAGGGAUGUCAAUACAACCGCCCGAAUUUAUAUUGUUUGCGCCAAUGCGUCGGUAUUCCGCUUAAUAACGGUACAUUUUAUUAAUUUGCACGGUACAGUCGUCCAAUACUAUAUUACGGAAUCUGUGUAUUUUUGUGUUGUUUAUGUGGGGAUUGAGUUGUUUACCAGUAAUCGCUGGGGUGUGUUUACGUGGCGGAUGGACGACGGUCUUGACAGGGCGGCCAAACGUUCCUUCGACUCAGUGCUGUUUGUCUCGCUGAACCUGCCCCGCACCAGCUACUAUGAUACGUGGUCGGCGGAAGUGAAGCAGCGCGCCCGUAUCGAUUAUAACUACACCUUCGCAGCUUUUGAAGAAGUGGACCCGGUAGUGGUGACCUUUUUCGACGCUGUCCUGGUAUACGCCACGGCCGUCGAGCGCAUCCUGACCAAUCCCGACGGGAACAACAACAUCCUGGACGGCCAGCUGGUCUCCGCGUAUCUGCGCAAUAUGAGCAUGGAGAGCCCGGUCUCCGGGACGGUGUAUAUUGAUAACAGCGGCGAUCGGGUCAAUGAUUUCCUCUUGAAGACCAUCGACACUACCGGUCGCAUCGUGGUGGUGUACACGUUCCGCACGCUUACCGGCACGCUGACGCAGAUCGGCUCGGCCAUGUGGCCCACGCCGGACGGGAAUCUGCCUCCGGAUUCGCCGCCGUGUGGAUUCACGGGGGAUGCUGUCGCUUGUCAACCUCCGGCGCGUAUGUCCACGGCGACGUUGGCCGUCGCCGUGGUGAUUCCCUUGGUGGCCGCGGGAAUUACCUGCGUGGUAAUCGGUUGCUGUAUUUCGCGCUGGCUGCGGAACCAAGCACUGGAUCCCAAUUGGUGGCGCGUGCCGCAUGCGGAACUGGAGAUCACUGGCGGGAAUAUGAACAAGAGCAGUCAAGGCAGCCGCUUAGGCAAUCGCAAAACAGUGGCGGAUGACACCGGUUCGCAAGUAACACGUCAGACGGACGGCACGGCGAACUCCACCGGGAUCAGCGGGAUGGUGGGUCGCACGGCCACCCUAAAGGGCAACCUCAUCAGCGUAACCGAUGUCACCGAUAAAAAGCGCAAACCGAACAGCAUCCUCAUCCGCGAGAUGAACGCGGUGCGCAUCACCACUCAUCAGAAUCUCCAGCGUUUGCUCGGCGUCUCGGUGGAUGAGGAUGGGUUCAUUGUGUUCAUCCUGGGUGAAGUGUGCCAGAAAGGUUCCUUGACGGAUUUGCUAGAGAAGGACUCGUUGAAACUGGAUUGGUCCUUCAAGAACUCCCUCAUCAAGGACAUCGUUAUGGGGAUGACGUAUUUGCACAAUUCCGUUAUUGAAUCACAUGGAAAUCUCUCGUCGCAUACGUGUUUGGUGGACAGCCGGUUUAUGCUAAAGGUAUCUGAUUAUGGAUUAACCAUGUUCCGCGACCCGAAGGAUUUACUACCGCCCACGGAGGAUCAGGAUGAAGAGCGGCGGAAUUUUGCGGAUUUAUUGUGGCGUGCACCGGAGUACUUGCGGCAGGCCAUGCCGGUGAAAGGAUCGCAGAAAGGGGACGUGUACAGUUUCGGGAUUAUACUGCAACAGAUUAUUCUGCGCUCGUCGCCCUUCGAUGUUCCCGGUGAUACGAAAGCGUAUCAGACCGCCAAAGACCUUGUUAUGCAGAUUAAGCAAGGUAGUCAGCCACCGUUUCGACCCGCCGUCCCGGUGUCCGCAUGCUCCAGUGAACUGUACCACUUGAUGGAGUUUUGCUGGGAAGAAUAUCCCAUCGAACGGCCCACAUUCGUCAAAAUUAAAGAGAGCCUGAAAAAGGUCAUCGGCAACUCGGGCGAUAAUAUCAUCGAUCACCUGCUGAACCGCAUGGAACAGUACGCCAGCGAUCUCGAACAGCAGGUCGAGGAGAAAACGGCGCAGUUCACGGAAGAAAAACGCCGGGCGGAGGAACUACUUGGCCAACUGUUGCCCAAAUCCAUCGCGGAAUCGCUGACGCGCGGCCACAAUGUCGAGCCGGAAUCUUUCGAUUGUGUAUCCAUCUACUUCAGCGAUAUCGUCACGUUCACCGUGAUCUCGGCCGCGGGGACGCCGAUGGACGUGGUGUCCAUGUUGAACAAUCUGUACACCAUGUUCGACGCCAUUCUGGAAAAGUUCAGCGCAUAUAAAGUGGAGACCAUCGGUGACGCUUAUAUGGUGGCCAGCGGUCUGCCGGUGCGCAAUGGUAACCGUCACGCCUACGAGAUCGCCCUGGUGUCGUUGACGAUUCGCAAGGAGCUCAACGACUUCCGCAUUCCGCAUCUGCCGACCGAUAAACUGAAACUGCGCAUCGGCAUGCAUUCCGGUCCGUGCGUUGCGGGAAUUGUUGGCCUGAAAAUGCCUCGCUACUGUUUGUUUGGAGACACCGUAGUUAUUGCGCAAAAAAUGGAAUCUAGUGGGGAAGCGAUGAGAAUCCAGGUAACCCAAGCCGCCAAGGAGCUCCUGGAAGACAUUGGCGGAUUCCAGUUAACUGAACGCGAAAAGCCGGUCCUGUUCCGGGGUCAGGAUUUACGUACAUUUUGGCUGGUGUCCGGGGCGCUGAGAGAACAUUUCAAUACAAUCACACAUUUCAAUUUUCAGAACGCUUUAUACCUGCAAAUUAGGCGACAUUAG